Molecule: messenger RNA, 2453 nt
Organism: Myxocyprinus asiaticus (Chinese sucker)
Lineage: Eukaryota; Metazoa; Chordata; Actinopteri; Cypriniformes; Catostomidae
Product: F-box only protein 15-like
Exons: 9
Coding region: 256-1800 (514 amino acids)
Molecular function (GO): protein binding
Source: RefSeq, a predicted model, not a curated record
AGUUGUAUAGAAAAAAAUAUUUUGCACAUAUUCUGAUAAGACGCUAAACUGUUCAAAAAAUCCUACUUUGUUUAUUGGACUGUACCAAAGAAAAAUAUUUAUGAGACUGAGAAUGCUUUGUUUGGGAUGCGAUUAAAUCACUUUGCACCUCCACGACAACGCGCUGGACUGGUUACCUUGACAACAGGAUGCCAGAAGAGCGAGACUGAUCAUGUAAUAAAGAGCCACUGAAACGUUUCAACGUAAAGUCAGAUUAUGUUUUCAGGACCCGUGAAGCCCCAGAAGCAAGAUGCUGGACAUCUCUCAAUUAUUACAUCAAACUUCAUACCUACGUUACGCUUCCAGGUUAUCUCGCUGCAUUCGGGCUUUAAUACUUCUGUACGACAAGGGUUUUCAAAAUCGUUUCAGUGUGUUUGUAUUUUUGUCAACAGACAAAGAAAAACGGCUAUGCAGCAGUCAGCCUCCAGAAUGGCAUCCAAUCGCACAAAAAAGACUGGUGAAAACUCCUUAGAAAGGAUGCCACCAGAGAUAAUUUGCAAGAUUCUUUUAUAUCUGGAUGCUGGAUCACUCUUCUGCAUUGGUUUUGUCAACAAACACUUCCAUGAACUUUCCAACAACAAUGCUGCCUGGUACCAGUUCUACAUCCGUGAACGUACCAAGAAGAAGAAAGCCAGGCAAGAAGACUGGAUGAUACAUGGUCUGGGUGUGGUUGAUGUGCAGGGGAGGCCAAAGGGACACUGGAGAAACAUGUUCUUCAAAGAAAUUGCUGGCCUAAAUGCGAACAAGUGGAGAAAAAAGCUUCAGCGCCAUGAUCCAUAUUCAGGGCUGCCAUGUCAUACAGAGGAAGUCUUAAGGAGUCUGUGCAUUACAUGGGAGAUCAUAGUGACUGAUGGGAGAGGACGGCAGAGCACCUUUGAGCAGUCUCGGGCCUCCUUCAGCAGUACGGCUGUUUUUAUGUUUUGGGGUACUGUCAGCUUGCCUCCCUUCAACCAGCUCACCUCACUUGAGCUUCACGGAGUGUUGCGGGUGCCCCUCGAUUGUCCGGCACCUUAUAGACCUGUCUGGAAAUCCAUCAUGUCCAAAAUACACCUUAAAGGCAGAAACGGGGAGUUUUGUGGUUCAGACAAAAUUGUCAAGUUGCUAUACAUUGGACAGGGCGUAACUGUGGGAAUCUGGCAGGACCAUUGGGCAGUUGCUUUUAUCAUCGUGAAUUUGCACAAUGACAGACUUGUGGAAAGAAGUCUUCCUGCAUCAGUUUGUCCACAUACAGCAGCUGAAGUCAGUGCAUUGUUUGAUGAUUUGGACCCAGAGUAUGGUCUCCAUGGAUACACUGCUUACAUUGAACUGCACAAUACAGUGAGAGUGAUCAUGUCAGGGCGCUUUCCCCAGCUGUUCUGCAGGAGAGAUCAGAUUUCUGAUGGUUAUCUUCCACUGGAAGUCAUCAGUGAGGCUAACAGAUCCCUAAAUACUCAUCUGGUUGGAGACAUAAGCUUGCCUUGGAGGACUGAAGCCCUACAUGGAACUAUCAAGGAUUGCUGCAUGAUGAACCUCACUGUAUGGGAUGAAGCCAUGCAGCCUUUUUGGUGUGUCAGUGCUCCUGUUGUCAUGACAAAAGCAAAUCAAGAGGUGGUAUCUUAUGAUUUUGAUGGAGAGAGUUUCUCCAUCCUGUACCAAGACUCAGGGGGGAGGGGGGAGAUGAGGCUGAAAUGGGUGGAGGAUAAGGAACAGUAUUUUGUGGUUAAUCUAGUGCUUUACAUUUCUAUCUCCAAAGUAAAUAAGCACUUUGGGAGAAAUUAUUAAAGUUUUGAUGCACAAUUUAUCAUAGGCAUCUGCUCAGUGAAGCAUUUCCAUAUCAACUUAUUGGGCCUCAUUAGUUUGAAGCACAAACAGAAUACAUUUCUGUAAAUUGUUUGUGAAAAAAAAAAAAAAAAAACUGCGUAAAUUGUCACAUGUUGUUUUGUUGUUCAUUUUAGUGUUGUAGAGAAUUAUUUUGUCCUUCUGUACAAAUCUGUAAGUUAAAACCAAUUGCAAAAAGGCUUAUGACAUUCAUUGCAUCCAUUUAAUUUAAUUUUCCUUAUAUCUGCUAAGUGAAAUUAUUUGCAUAAUGGAUGGUUAUGGUCAAUCCUACGUUACUCAAGCAGCAGAAUGUUUCUUAGCUCGAAACAUGACAGAAUUCUUGUAUGCCAGGCAAUUGCAUUCAUUAUAUUAUUCAUAGGCAAUAGACAUUUCUCUUCCCCAGAGGUAGAUCAUGUCCUUUUGUCAUAGCGUCAAGUUACAGUUUAAAUCUCCACUGCAUUCGUUUAUGAAAAUUUAAUAGUCCAUAAAAUUUCAGCUGAAGUACUUGACUUGAAGAUGUAUCACGCCAUAAUGGCAAGGACAUUAAAGUGUGUGUAAUGGAAUUUCAGCGUGUGACUUUGUAAACAAUAUUUUGACAUAAUAAAACUAAACUCCUC